AUGGCCUCGAGGACGAUGGGUUGCGUGCAGCUUUUUGUUCUGAUCUUUCUGGCAUCGGCCGUGUUGAGUGCAGCGUUCCCGAAGGAGAAGAAGGAGAAGCCAGGACUUCCCAAGUACGAGGCUCCGGAGCACAAGAAACCAGCUUUCGAAAAGCCGAGGCACGAACACCCGAAAGCUGAAACUCCCAAGUACGAAGUUCCGAAAUUCGAUUUGCCCAAGCACGAGAAGGAGAAGGUGAAGAAGCCCGUGUUCGGGUUCCCGAAAUUCGACUUGAAGAAGCCGAAGCACGAGAAGCCGGGAUACAAAAAGCGAAAACCGGAGCACCCGAAAUUCGAGCUUCCCAAACACGAAGCGCCCGAGUACAAGAAGCCAGAGUACAAGAAGCCGAAGUUCGAGGUUCCGAAGCACGAGAAGCCGAAAUUCGUCGUGCCGAAAUUCGAGAAGCCGAAGUACAAGAAACCCGAGUUCGAUCUACCCAAGUUCGAAGUCCCGAAAUUUGAGCUGCCGAAGCACGAGAAGCCAGGCCACAAGAAAUGGAAAGCCGACCACCCCAAGUUCGACUUCCCCAAAGUGGAUGUGCCCAAAUACGAGCACCCGAAAUUUGACCUUCCCAAACCCGAGGUCCCCAAAUACGAGCACCCCGGCUACGACAAGCCCAAGCACUAG
Messenger RNA from Marchantia polymorpha subsp. ruderalis, 666 nucleotides. NCBI's taxonomy places the organism in Eukaryota, Viridiplantae, Streptophyta, Marchantiopsida, Marchantiales, Marchantiaceae. The record is from the annotation of a GenBank genome assembly.